AUGACUCCGCCAAUGGCACCACGCAGCCAUGGAGGGUGCCGGAAUGAGUUCGAUGGAAGGCAAGCCUCCGGACGACAUCAAUAAGUGGAAUAACAAAGGCCGGGGUUAGGACGGUUGGGUUCGACUCCCCUCCAAUCCAACCUAGCAAAGACAAUGCCUGGCCGACGCGUCCUUUUUAUACCGCUCCGUUUGGUGCCGGCUGGGCGUCUACCAUGCUGUUUCCCACCUUGUGCAUUGCCGCUAGCCACAGUUAUGACGGUCUUGCCGUAGGCGAGCUGCUUUGCCUUGAUGCUGUGCCUCUUGUUGCAAAGAGUGCUGUAGUACAUGGUAGAUCGCGAUUGAUCGUCUUUGUGCCGGUUUCGUCUCAGCCAACGAUUCCCACUCUGCUGCAAAGGCGCCAACCGAUGAAAUAUUGUCGUGCGUUCCAUUUCAUUCCGUCAUUUGGCAGUAUCACGUCGAUGUGGGGAAAUGUUUCAGAGACUAAGGCUUACACCCUUUUUCGGGAACGACUGUGUUUUCAACACGAAACGAGUCGAGGUAUUCCCAAAGACCGGACUUGCGGGUUACAAGUUUGGAAGGGUUCGAGCCCAUGGAAGGGCCUGUCGGUUGAAUCGGAAUAUGUUAUCGUUGAUUUAUGGCGACCUCUUCAAUCUUGUCGACCUCCCCUCUGUCUCGUUUAGUUCUUCCUAUGUUGACCCGGCUUGCCCUUAGGCUUGGCGACGAACUCCACGCGAUGGGGGGCCAAGUGGGUGACCGUGACGGUUGACUUGGGGUGCUUCCGCGAUCAGCUGUUUCGUGGUUUGUUUAGUCUAUUGUUGUGGUGGAUGAAGCACAACAGCAGGAAGGGAGAGAAGGGGAGGGGAUGUGCAGCUGAUGGUGUUUUUUUGUGUGAUUACAUUCCGCUGAGCUUGGCACAAUCAUCAUAACCCCGUGAAGGUUGACCCUCAAGAGCGUACGACCUUACUGUGGAUGUUCUCGUCGCGUGGUACAAGUUGUACAUGUCUGCGUCGAAGGGUAGUCCAAAUACACUAUGCGACAGAGAGGAAGUGUUGCAGAAUGGUGUAUGCGACAACGUUGAAGAAGGAGAGCUGUCGGAGUAACCCGGAAGGCAGUCCGAGUAGUGGGGUCUUGCUCCUUUCAUGCAAAAUCCAUCUCAUAUCGAGGCCUGCGGCCGCGCGACUAUCCUUGGAGGAAAGAACGAUAAGCAGGACACCAGAAAUUUCUUUAUUUGAUAA
Molecule: messenger RNA, 1235 nt
Organism: Ectocarpus sp. CCAP 1310/34
Lineage: Eukaryota; Phaeophyceae; Ectocarpales; Ectocarpaceae
Source: the annotation of a GenBank genome assembly